Rotaria sordida is the source of this 345-nucleotide messenger RNA. Lineage: Eukaryota; Metazoa; Rotifera; Eurotatoria; Philodinida; Philodinidae. The record is from the annotation of a GenBank genome assembly.
AUGGAAUAUUUAGUGGGUGAUGUUCCACCAUCAGACAGCAAAGAUGAACUUGAAGUAGAUCUAUUAACUGCCAAAGUCGAUAUUCUUUCAUGGAUGUUUCAUAUAAUUCGAGGUGUACAGCAAGAUAAAAUAAUUGAUCGAUGUCUUCAAAACAUGUCAUCAGUUCUAUGCAUCUUUGAACAUGUAAUUGAUCAAAUUAAACAAGAUUUAUCUGAUUUAACUACGUUAUACAUACGUAGCGACAACGCUGGUUGUUAUUCUGGUACAGCAGCUAUUAUAUCUUGUCAAGUUAUAUGUGCUAGUGCUGACAUUUGUUUGAAGAGAGCUGAUUUCAGUGAACCAUAA